AUGCCGCGCUUGACCCGCGCGCAGCGCGCCGCACAGGCUGAAGGUAGCGACACCAUCCAUAUCGACCACACAGCAACAGAACCAAUUGAAUCAGUAGACUCUAUAUCUGACGAUCUCGAGCGCGCUCCCUUGAAGGAAUUGGCAAUCAACUUUGAAGAGGUUGCCGAGGAGAUGCCCCCGAAGAAGAAAGCUGCCAAGGGCAAAGGCAAAGGACGCGGCAAGAAGACAAAGAAAGAGGAAGUUGUUGAGGAAGAGCAGAUUGAAGAGGAACCUGAACCUGAAGAUAGCGCUGAAAUGCCAGGUGAUCCUGAACAAGCUGUAGCUGGUACUGCUAGUGAAGGGUUUGAGGAAGAAUUGCGAACAGAGCCGGAGCUACAAGUCACAGCUCAGAUGAGCGUUGAAGAAACACCAGCGCCACCUUCAGUGCGUGCUACGCGCAAGACCAGACGCCAACUAGCUAUGGAGGCCGAAGUCGAGAAACAAGAACCACAGCCCGAGCCCACGAAGAACGAAAUGAACCAGUCUGAUGCAUCGGAGGAACAUACUCCCGAGGUUCCUGCUAUAGUACCUGUCAUUGAGGUUCCUACGACAGAAACUCCUAUUGCCAACUCCCCUGAAUAUCCAGUCCAGGAAGACUCGCCAGAGGAAGAAUUGUCACCAAGCCAUCAAAUCAAGAUGUCCUUGACACCGAUUAAGGUUCCUUCAUCGGAUGUUUCUAGCCGCAGCGGCUCUCUAUCACCAUCGCGUAAAUCGCCCGGUACCAUAGAGGCUCUUGACGCUCUCGAGGACGCGAUGGAGGACAUCACUAAAGCACUCACGCCUAAUAAGACUCGAUCCGCACCCAAAGUAAAGGUUAAUGGUCAUACCCCGACUACGAGUGACUCGUCCAUCGAGGCUCCAAUUCCAGCCCCAAAGGUGUCACGAACACCCCGCGCUGCUAGAUCGCUUAAGGAGAAUGUGCCACCAAAGUCAGCAGCAAAGAAGACUGUUCCAGCAAUAGUUUCCAAGCCUGUAGUACCCCGUCCACAGAAGAACAUCACAAGUAAACCUCCAGCCUCCAGCAAUCCGAAACCGAAGGGAACAGGAGAAGUCGUAGAUUACCUUGCAUCAAAACGUCGGCCCGUAAGCGUGUCAUUCCCAACACCUCCUCCUCUAGCCAAAUCCACCAGAGCCCCCACCAAAGCAUCUUUCACAUUACCUGGUGAAGCUGUUGCAGCGAAAUUAAAAGCUGCCCGAGAAGCACGUCUUCAGAAGGACGCUGCCGAAGGAGAGAAGGCCGCCCAGAAGAAGCCUGUCGUCAAAGCACGACCCAUCCCUAAAGCUGCUGGCCAGGCCCCUGUAGUCAAGCAAACAGCAGCCAGUAGAGCACGAGAAGCCGCUAUCAAUGGAACCGUACCUAAUGUCCAAGCUCCAAAGCGCAACUCUUCUAUGGACAUCACGGCAGCUUCUAAAAGGAUAUCUCUAGCUACGUCGAGGACUCGGCCGGCGUCAGUACAUAUCGGCUCAUUGACCAAGAAGGACACGCCUGGCAUCACAAUCCCGCCACCAGCACCCUCAAGCAAUACAAUGCCUAAAGCCCGCGUGCCAUCCACACACGCUCCAUCCGUAAUUUGCAAACCUGCUCGCGUCCCAAGCAACUCUAAGCCUUCGGCCGUUGGCCCAGUCACCGGUGCACCGGUAUCUGCCGCCGAAGCCGCGGCCCAGCGCGUCAAGGGCAGAGAAGUGUUCAACAGAGAUCGACAGGAAAAGGAGGAGCGCGAACGCGAGAAGAGAGAAAAGGAGGAGGCCGCGAAGAAGGCUAGAGCAGAGGCGGCCGAGCGCGGCCGAAUCGCGAGUAGGGAGUGGGCCGAGAAGCAGAAAAAGAGAGCUGAGAGCGCCGUGGCGGGUCAGGCUGCGGCUGUGUGA
This is a messenger RNA of Pseudovirgaria hyperparasitica, 1905 nucleotides long. RefSeq lists its product as uncharacterized. Bases 1 to 1905 code for a protein of 634 amino acids. The record is from RefSeq and is a predicted model, not a curated record. NCBI's taxonomy places the organism in Eukaryota, Fungi, Ascomycota, Dothideomycetes, Acrospermales, Acrospermaceae. The transcript is spliced from 2 exons.